AUGCCUGAACUAAAUCUUAUUAUGGUACUAGAGAAUUACCCUGAUGUUCCUGAUAUAGGUUUUGUCUGUGCAUCGUUAAAGCACGCGUGCAAGGAAGACAUUACUGAAGUACCGCUUGAGCAACAUCUCUUUUACAACACUACAAAUGCUAUAAAAAUGAUGCGUAGACACGCGCGUGCCAGAAACUCAAGCUUGAAUCGUAUGAUGCGUGAGAUAGCUCAAUCCACUCGAGGAUUAACUGAUGCUAUGGAGAAACUUGCCGAGGCUCAAGCUACUGCUCUUAAUACUCAAGUUACUUAUGUUGUUGGCAAUGUUAGUUUAAAAACUGUUGUGAUUUAUAAGGCAAUUGAUCAAAAGAAACCUUCUUCUUUUGAUGGGAAGGGUGACCCUACCAAGAUGGAGAACUGGAUUAGAGAAGUUGACAAAAUUUUUGCCACUCUCCAAGUCCCUAAUGAGAUGAGGGUUGAUGCUGCUGCCUACUAUCUGGUUGAGGAUGCUGAUAUUUGGUGGACUCAUAACAAGUUUGAUCUGACUACUAAGGUGACUGUGGAUGAGGAAGGAGGAGAGCUCAUGGAAGAGAAAGAGAGUUUGGUUGGACUGAGUUCAAGAAGGACUUGGCUCGUUUCUCUAAGGGGUAGUUCCUGUGAGCAGGAGAGAGCGGUGAAAUUCGAGGAGAAGUUGGACCCUGAUCUUCAUUCUAGGAUGGGAGCUGGUGAGUAUACUAUAGUGAAGGAGGUGUACACUCGUGCUUGUAAUGUUGAGAGGAUUGAGGAAAAGAGACUAGCUGCAAAGAAGUUGAAAUCCACUCCAGCAGGAUCUACUCAGGCGGCAGAAAAGGGUGAUACAUCUGGUUCCACUGGUUACAACAAAGGUAGAGGAGGUUUCAAUAAAAAUCGAAACUUUAGGAACCGUGAUUCUGGUGGUAUCUAUUCUAGUCAGCAGUAUUCUAAGGAAAAUCAGAACUCCACUCCUUCCCGUAACCAGCCCCAAGGUAAGAUUCAGAGGACUGAUUGGAUUUUCUAUUGCAAACGUUGUACUGAGAACCACCCUAGCAAGGAUUGUGAUGGGAAUGCUGCACCUAAUCACAAUGGAGGGACUGCAAAUGCUACUCAAGGACACAAAGGUGAUGUGAGGAGGAACACUGGGCAAGUUCAUGUGAUGAACCGAACUGAGGCAAACACCAAGGGCAACAUGGUCACUGGUACUUUUUCUAUUCAUUCGAUGUGUGUUUAUGUGCUAUUUGAUUCGAGUGCUUCUCAUUCUUUUGUGUCUGAACUUCUUGUGAAAAAGUUAGGGUUAGAGAACUCUAGGACUUGUGAUGUAGACAUCUAUAUUCCUUCUGGUGUGAUUAUAACUUGGAUGGAUUGGCUUAGUAAGCAUAAAGCCAAGAUAUAUUGUGAGAAGCAAAAGGUGUAUGUAGUUGGUCCUAGUGGAGUCCAUGAGUUUUAUAGAGGGUCUUCUUUGAAAAUCAUUUCUGCUUUGACUCUAAAAUCCUAUUUGAGGAAGGGUUGUCCUAUGUACUUGUGCCAUGUUCACGACACUAGUAAGGAAGAGCCACGUGUUGAAGAUGUUCGUAUUGCUAAUGAGUUUGUACAUGUUUCUCUUGAUGAUAUUCCUGGCAUGCCUCCGAGACGUGAUGUUGAGUUCAGUGUUGACUUGAUGCCUGGAACUGGACCUAUUUCUAAGCCUCCUUAUAAAAUGGCGCUUGCUGAAAUGAGUAGGUAA
Molecule: messenger RNA, 1725 nt
Organism: Beta vulgaris subsp. vulgaris (sugar beet)
Lineage: Eukaryota; Viridiplantae; Streptophyta; Magnoliopsida; Caryophyllales; Amaranthaceae
Exons: 5
Coding region: 1-1725 (574 amino acids)
Source: RefSeq, a predicted model, not a curated record